Rubroshorea leprosula is the source of this 1825-nucleotide messenger RNA. Lineage: Eukaryota; Viridiplantae; Streptophyta; Magnoliopsida; Malvales; Dipterocarpaceae. The record is from the annotation of a GenBank genome assembly.
AUUCUAUCUUUUUUGGCUGUUUGUCCUGGCACUUGUCUUUCUCUUCUUGUUUUUAUAAACUCACUUCGCAGUUCAAAGACCAUGUGCUUUUCUUUUGGCUUUCUGAGUGGAACUUAAGAGUAACAAAAGGAGAGAAAGUGAUAAAAGAAAGAAUCUAUUGUUUUGUUUUAGAAGUAGUAGAAGUAGAAGUAGAAUCCCCUUUAACCCCUCAUUAGCUCCAGCUGUUAUCUUUUUCCCCAUUUUUCUAGUUUCUAGCAAAGGGGAGAGUGAGAAACUCCUUCAUUCCCUCCACUUCUGAAGAAAUGACUAAAGAAGAAGACUUUAAGCUCCUCAAGAUUCAGACUUGUGUUCUCAAAGUGAACAUACACUGUGAUGGGUGUAAGCAGAAAGUGAAGAAACUCCUUCAGAGAAUUGAAGGUGUUUACCAGAUAAGUAUAGAUCCUGAGCUGCAGAAAGUCACAGUUUCGGGAACUGUAGAUUCUGCAACUUUGAUCAAGAAAUUGGCCAGAGCCGGGAAACAUUCGGAGCUUUGGUCCCAAAAGUCUAACCAGAACCAGAACCAGAACCAAAAGCAAAAGAAUAACUGUAUUAAAGAUGACAAGAACAACAACAAAGGUCAGAAACAAGGACUGAUGAAAGGUCUUGAGGCCUUCAAGAACCAGCAGAAGUUUCAUCCUUUCAUAUCUGAGGAAGAUGAUGAUUAUCUUGAUGAUGAGGAGGAUGAAGAUGAAGAGGAUGAGUUGCAUGUGCUCAAAGCAAAUGAAUUGGGUCAGUUGGGUCAGUUGGGUCUUCUCAGGCAACACAUCCUUGAUGCAAAAAAAGGUGCUGGAGCUGUGCCUGGUGUAGCUUCCAACAAUGGCAAAAUGAUCAACAAUCUUGGGAAUCGAAAUGCGGGGAAGAAAGUAAACCCAAAUCAGAACAUGCAAAUGAAUGUAAAUCCAGGUGGAAUUGAUCAGAAAACUAUGGCAGCUCUGAAGAUGAACAAUGUCCAAUUAGGCGGUGGAAACAUAAAUGCAGCUGAGGGCAAGAGGGGGAAUGAUAUCGGUUCCAUUAUGGGUCUUGCAGGUUUCCAUGGAAAUGGUGGUAAUGUUCCUAACGCUGCUGUUCUGGGGGGCAAUCCCAGUGGUCUUGGAGGCUAUCAAGUUCAAUCCAGUAAUGGGUAUCAGGGGUCCUCUGCAGCAAGUUUCCCCACUGGCGGAUAUGCCACUAGUCAAUAUCCAUCAUCCAUGCUCAUGAACAUGAAUGGUUACAACCAUCCAUCAGCAGCAAUGAUGAUGAACAUGCAAAACAGGCAUGUCAUGCAGCAGCAACCCCCCCAGAUGAUGUAUCAUAAAUCUCCAUAUAUUCCUCCUAGUACCGGCUAUUAUUACAACUAUUACAACCCUCCCCCGUACUCCUACAGUGAGCUACCCAACUAUAAUGUUCUACCCAACUACAGUGAUGAGCAGUCUGCAGCAACACACAUGUUCAGUGAUGAAAACACAAGCGGCUGUUCCAUAAUGUAAUGAUGAAUCACUUAAGUGAGAGAUAAAGCAUGAAGUUUGACGGGGUCUUUCCCUCUCAAUUAACAGUUUCCUGCAGUGCCUUGUUUGGAGGGUAGAAGAUUAUGCUGGAAUUGGAUGUCUUGAGUGAAUCUUAUCUGUGUGAUGUCUAGUUUGUUAAAAUGAUGUUUCUCGGUUUCUCCUUUCUUUCUCUGUUGUAUUUCACUCCCAAUCUAAAGCUUUAUCUGCUUGUUUUUUCUCUGUUCCCUGGCCUGACCUGAGAAUGUGGUGUGGUGAUAAUGUGAAUCAGAAGAAACAAGUAAAAAUAUAAUCAAAGGAGUGAG